AUGAAUUUGCAAGCCGAAAACUAUCUCAAUAUUUUGAUAGCCGACUGGAUAAAUCUCAAAACGAAUGUCUCCCUGUUACAUCCAGGCGAAUUUAGCGAGAUUCACAGAAAACUCAAUCUACCACUUAUUCAUAAACCAGUGACAUUAUCAAGUGUUUAUGGCACAUACAAUGGCGGACCGACAAAAUCGGAAGUCGGGCAAUUAGAUAAUAAUCUCGACGGUAAUUCGCAGACCUUCGAGUCCUUUGGAGACAAUUGUGCGCUUGACACCAAAUGGAGUACCUUCAAAUUUUCCAUUUUCGCGGACCAAGACGUAGAUGAAGUCAUCUUUCAAUUUUCGAAAGACUCGGUCAGUCAUGUCAACUUCUAUAUCAUGUUUGACGCGACUGCCGCGAAAGAAAGCGAAUCAGAAAUUUAUUCACAAAACUUCACAGCUCUUGACAUCCCAGAUUCGCGUCAUUCGUACACUUUAUUCAAUAUCAAAGGAGCACUUCAAGAAACAGUUGAAAAACAGCUCCAAACCAACAGCUCAUUUAAAGUUCCAAAUGAUGCAAAACCUCUGCAAAAUUUCAUCAUUGAUCUUCACUUCGACGAUAUUACAAAUGAAAGAUGGCAAUUCGGCCAGCAGGCCCGAAAUGUUGCGUCGGAGUGCCUCAACUUUAAACUGUUCCAGGUGGUUGCGUUCAAAAACAUAACCAUCGAAGAAGCAGAAAUCGAACUUCGUGAAAGUCUUUUCUCGACGGAUGAUUCAGGUGGAUUCCCUUCCACGAACUCUCGCCGGAAAGCCUUUCGGUCAAAUUUUCGCGUAAACGGUCUCCAUCGGUUACAGCACUCCGAUAAAAUUCGACAUCAGGAAAAGAUUAGUAAAGUAAUUGAUUCCACUCGAGCCCCAAGAAUCGAGGUGGAAACCACAACUUACGUUACUGCUCUUGGCGAUAAUCUGGAAGCGACUACUGCUCUUGGAGACAAUCUGGAAGCGACUUCUGCUCUUGGAGACAAUCUGGAAGCAACCACAGCUCUCGGUGAUAAUUUGGAAGUAACUCCAUUUCCUGACAAAUAUGAAUACUAUAGCACUUACUCGGAUGAGUCAUCAGACUACUCCGACGAGAGCUACACGUCAAGCGAUUAUACGGAAUACUCGACAGAUGACUCGACAACUUGUCAAGGAAAACACUGUCGAAAAAGACGCCAAGCAGUUGCUCUUGCAAUUGGCCUAGCAACAGCUGUUAUUGGCGGUAUAACCAGCGAAGUCGAAAUGCUGCACCAUAGGAAGCAGACUGAGAACAAAAUCGCUCAUGACGAGCUUCUUAUGGCCAAGUUGAGCGAUCGCAAAAACGCUGAGCUACAAAAAUCCAGGUUCAAAUCAAACGUGAACAUGCAGAUGUGA
Oikopleura dioica is the source of this 1386-nucleotide messenger RNA. NCBI's taxonomy places the organism in Eukaryota, Metazoa, Chordata, Appendicularia, Copelata, Oikopleuridae. The record is from the annotation of a GenBank genome assembly.